AUGGGUUUCAAAUCUGUCGCACUCUCCACGCUGCUCCUGCUUGGUCAGGCCGCAGCAGCCUCUACCACGGCUUCGGCUUCGACUGCUUCCACCUCUGUCGAGCCGAUUAUCAUGAAGGGCACCAAGUUCUUUUUCAAGAACGGCACGCAGUUUUUCCUCAAGGGUGUCGCUUACCAGCAGGACACGGGCGCCGCCGGCACCACGACCAGCACCACCUUCAUCGAUCCUCUCAGCGAUGAGUCCAACUGCGAGCGUGACGUGCCGUUGUUGAAGGCCCUGCACACCAACGUCAUCCGCACGUACGCCAUCGACCCGACGGCCGACCACAGCGCCUGCAUGAAGCUGCUGGCCGCGGCCGGCAUCUACGUCGUCUCUGACCUGAGCGAGCCGUCCAACUCCAUCAACCGUGACAGCCCGGCCUGGAACACGGCCCUGUUCAGCCGCUACAAGGCCGUUGUCGACGAGAUGAGCCAGUACGACAACGUCAUCGGCUUCUUUGCCGGCAACGAGGUCACCAACAAUGCUACCAACACUGAUGCCUCGGCCUACGUCAAGGCUGCCGUCCGCGACACCAAGGCCUACAUCAACUCCACGGUUUCCCGUUGGAUGGGUGUGGGCUAUGCCGCCAACGACGACGCUACCAUUCGCGACAAGAUGGCCUACUACUUCAACUGUGGCGACCAGGAGAGCGCCAUCGACUUCUGGGGCUACAACAUCUACGAGUGGUGCGGUCAGAGCACCUUUGUCAAGUCCGGCUACCAGACGCAGGUUGAGUUCUUCUCCAACUACUCUGUGCCCGUCUUCUUCGCCGAGUACGGCUGCAACACGCCUAGCGGUGCCGCCGGUCGUAUCUGGGAGGAGACCACUGCACUGUACUCGAGCGAGAUGACCGAUGUGAUCUCCGGUGGCAUUGUCUACAUGUACUUUGAGGAGACGAACGACUACGGUCUGGUGACCGUUGACGGUACCUCUGCGUCUACCCUGGCGGGCUACUCCCGACUCAAGUCGGUCAUCGCCACGGUCAGCCCCAGCUCCACCGCCAUGAGCGCCUACACUGCAACCAACAGCCCGGCCUCGUGCCCCACCAUUGAUGCUUCGUGGAAGGCUUCGGACACUCUGCCGCCCACCCCUGACAACACCACGUGUGACUGCAUGUACAGCUCGCUGUCCUGCAUUCCCGCCACUGGCCUGAACUCGAGUGCCUACGCCGGCCUGUUCGGCCAGGUCUGUGGCCUGAGCAGCAGCGCCUGCGCUGGUAUCAACGGAAACACCAGCACUGGUGUCUACGGUGCCUACAUCAUGUGCUCUGCUGAGCAGAAGGUCGCCUACGUGCUGAACGAGUACUACAAGGAGCAGAGCUCUGCUUCCACCGCUUGCGACUGGGACAGCCAGGCACAGGUUGUCAAGGCAGCCUCCGUUGCUGCGUCCUGCUCUACUCGUCUGGCAGCAGCCAGCUCUAGCAACAGCUAUGCCGCCACUGCCACUGCCAAGGGCACCAGCACCAGCAAGACCACCAGCACCAGCAAGUCGAGCAGCUCGAGCAAGAGCGCGGCUGCCGGCAACCCGAUGCGCAGCUUGGGUGAUCUGACUGUUGGUCUGUACGUGGUUGUUGCCAUGCUUGCCGGUGCGAGCAUGGUUCUCCUGUAA
Molecule: messenger RNA, 1647 nt
Organism: Grosmannia clavigera kw1407
Lineage: Eukaryota; Fungi; Ascomycota; Sordariomycetes; Ophiostomatales; Ophiostomataceae
Product: glycoside hydrolase family 72
Exons: 3
Coding region: 1-1647 (548 amino acids)
Biological process (GO): fungal-type cell wall (1->3)-beta-D-glucan biosynthetic process
Cellular component (GO): cytoplasm; fungal-type cell wall
Molecular function (GO): 1,3-beta-glucanosyltransferase activity
Source: RefSeq, a predicted model, not a curated record